GGUUUGACCAAGGCCACGGGAGCUCCAGCUGCAAGUUGUCGGUAGGAACAGGCAUGUCAAGGCUCAUGCACAGCUUCAUAAAGCCCUCUCCCCCGUCGUCGCCUGCAGUCCCACGCAGCCUACUUUCGUUCGAGGCCUCUCGUUUAGUUUCAGCAUGCCUUCCAUUCGCUGUUAUGUUUUCUCUGCUCUGGCGGCCGUUGUGUCUUUAGCAUCGGCUGGUGAAGUCUGCGACGCAUUUGGAAUUGACUAUGUGGACGGCGGUUCCUACUUUAUCAACACCAACUCGCAAGAUAAUUUCACUUUCGUUACCGAGUUCGAAGGAUGCAACGAUGAUAUUGCAAACACCAUGAUCGUUCCCCCGGAUGAUGCGCCGGACAACGAUGAGAUUAUCUGCAGUGACCUCGAUACUACCGACGUCGACGACACACCGGAGAUGGCAACAUGUCCAAUCAAGAAAUCGCAAAUGGUUUCAGGCCCGUGGAUUAUUCUCGUCAUGGGCAACAAUGGCGACGGCGACCCUUUUGCCUACGAGAGAGAUAUUACUCUCGACUGUGGGCCGCAAGUCACCGCUACCGUCACUCCCACUGUCACAUAUAAUAUCACAGUCACUCCGACUUCUACAUCGACUGUUUGGUCUACAGUGACAAACACGACAACCUUUGGGCCCACGACAACCUACACGCUUCCAUCUAGCACAGCUAAUUACACGAAGACCAUCACCCCUGCACCAGUCUAUACCACGCAGACUUGGACUGUAACCAGACACAAGCUCACUUGGACAAGGACGCAGACUAUCAAAACGACGACCCAAACCGCGAGCUGCACAGUGCCACCCAAGCCACAAUGGCCCGACAAGACUUGCACAUACUCGCCCACCAAGCUCCAUCCAAAGGCCCUGGAAACCGGCAAGCCCAACAAGAAGGGUGGACGGUACUGGCGCGGCGCUGCACGCGCUGUCAAUAUCGAGGAGGCUCGCCGCCGAUUCGACGCUGCGCAGAAGAAGCGUGACCUGAAGGAGCGUGCUGCUGUUCAGGUUGAGGAGCGCGCCCCAGACGCGCCUACAAUCUAUGUGACUUACAGCGUUGCUGUCAAUGUGACUUCGACACUCACGGCGGCUCCCACCACCACCACCGAGACGGAUUUGACAACGACCGUGACGUCAACUACACUCCCUCCAGCCACAGUCUUCUCGGGCAUUUACACCUCCACCACCACGCUACCGACGAAGACCAAGACCAAGAAGACGAUUGCAUAUACCACUCUUUAUACGACCAAGACCAUCCAUGCAACAUGGACGCUUACGACGACCGUAACUCCGACUGCUGUGGUGUCCAGCUGCAAAACACGCGGCGGCCACUGGGGCCCAGGCCGCUGGUAGAGCACCUCCAGCUCUCAUCUAAUAACUUUCCUGCAUUUUCACGGUCAUUGGGGCGGGAGACAUGUGAUUCACGAAAGCUGUUACGAAUAAAGCGAGGAACAAUCCUCCUGUAAUGUCUAGCAACAUAAUGAAGCGCAACUGUAAUUACCAAUAUCACUUUUUCACGAUAUUCUUCAACUUCCUCACCUUUUCCCCACAACUGCACUCU
Messenger RNA from Mytilinidion resinicola, 1586 nucleotides. RefSeq lists its product as uncharacterized. The transcript is spliced from 4 exons. Bases 155 to 1378 code for a protein of 407 amino acids. The record is from RefSeq and is a predicted model, not a curated record. Lineage: Eukaryota; Fungi; Ascomycota; Dothideomycetes; Mytilinidiales; Mytilinidiaceae.